This is a messenger RNA of Guillardia theta CCMP2712, 874 nucleotides long. RefSeq lists its product as hypothetical. The transcript has 13 exons. NCBI's taxonomy places the organism in Eukaryota, Cryptophyceae, Pyrenomonadales, Geminigeraceae. The coding region runs from base 49 to 846 and encodes 265 amino acids. Gene Ontology annotation, cellular component: nucleus. The record is from RefSeq and is a predicted model, not a curated record.
AGCAUUGUUGUCUGAGCGAGGAUUGCGGCGACCUAGAGGACCUGGAGCAUGUCGAGGGGGGGUGCGCUCCUCGGUCGUCGAGCCCUGCAGUACCAGAUCACUCACACGACGAACAAGGAAGGAUUCAUUGAGGAUCCGUUCUGGGGAGCGUCAGUCCCACCUGAAAUUGCAAGCCUUCCAAACCUAGUGGAGGAUUCAGGCCGAGACCAUUUUCGUGCUUCACUGGGAUUAUCUGUUCACCACCUGUCAGGGAAAGAUGUCGAAGAGGAGGAUCUCGAAGAUGUUGGUCAGGCGCUCUUCCAAGGGACGACGAGGGCGCUGUUGUGCGCCAUCAGAAGCAAGGCUGAGGAGGAGAAGAUUCUCAACGAUCUGCAAGCUCUCAGCUUGUCGCCGGAUGUCUCCAAAGACUUCGUGCAGGCUCUCUCGCGCGCAAGGACUCGUAUCCUCAGUGGACCUCAGUUGAGCGGACCUUCGUUCCCCUCGCUAGAGGAUAUGCGAUGGCGCGUUGACGUCACGAUCUCGACGACUUCGCUCUCCCGCGUCAUGCGACCAACUAUCUUGAUGCAGUGGACGCUCUCCGAUGGAUCCAUCGAGACCUUCGAGGUGUCGGUGGACAAGCUGCAGGACCUCCGGUAUGACGUGGCGAAGUCCCUGCAAGAGCUCAAGGAGCUCGAGAACACCCAGCUAUUCCGCCUUCACGGCGCUUCCAAGACGAAGGCCACCAAGGAGACCUCCCCCGCCAAGAGGCCCGUCACAUCCUCCUCCGCCAGCCCUGCCCAUCAGACUUCGAGCGCCGAGCGAGCAGGAGAGUCCAGCAGCAUGACGGCGGCAGUUCCUGACUUCUAGUGAGAAUACAGACCCCACUGUAACCUCA